Geodia barretti is the source of this 1639-nucleotide messenger RNA. The record is from the annotation of a GenBank genome assembly. Lineage: Eukaryota; Metazoa; Porifera; Demospongiae; Tetractinellida; Geodiidae.
CAGUGUCUGUCAUUAGUACUUGGUGGCUCAUUUGCAGAGAGUAACAAUGCCACAUUGACCAUUCAAGGUCCGCUAUUACUAUUAGCAUGUGACUUGAGAGUCACCAUCAAUGUCAGCUCAGUGACCAUCUCAUGGACUGCUCCAUUCUCUCUGGAUGUGACUGGUGUUGAUCCUGAUAUCUGGUACUCUGUCCUCAUCUACAAUGUGACAGAUGAGAACAACACAACAGCAAUUCUCUGUACUGACUGUAUCAAUAUCACUGAGACACACUACACCUUCACUCUUGACUACCUCAGUCCUUGUCAUGUGUACAACUUCUCUGUCAUCCCUCUGAAUGGAGCUGGUCAGGGAAAGAGUGGUGGUAUCAUCGGACAAUCUCAGUUUACCAGAGUUGACGCCCAAGCUGUUUGCGAUUCUGUUUCUGUCACAUUUCAAGUUUUUGGCCACAUAGACGGAGUUUGUAACUAUAUUCUUCAUGGAAUAUCUCCUGCAAAUAGCAGUAUUACGAAGUCUGAAAGUCAAGAGUUCUUUACAUACACAUUUUCUGCAAACAAAAACUAUUCCAUCGUUUUUGAAGUUUUUACCACUGCUGGAGCUGUGAAUGUAUCAUAUGACAUCUUUACAACAUAUGAUGUCCAGAGACUGUCAGUGGAAGAGGAAGUAGGAAGAGGAGUAAUAGUAAGAGGAGAGUUCCUCAGUGGGUCACGAGCUGUAGGGUGUCUGGUGGUCCUCCAGGGACCUCCCACCUCUCCUGACAUAUUAUUCAGAGCUCUCCUGAGAACCCAGUCUCAGGAGACUGUCUCCACAACUGUACCUGUCCCUCCCUCCACUUACUCUGUGUAUGGAUAUGACCUUGAGGAGAAUGGACUACCCAACACCAUGCCUGCUGUAAUACUGGAGGGUCAGAUACUGAACACCUCAGAUAUUGCAGAUUCAGUUAAACCUUCGUUGUACUUAAAGAGUGGCAGCAUAUCUCGAAGAGGAUCAACUAUAGUGGUAGACUGUGAAUUCUCAGAGGUCUAUCCUGAGGCCUCAUGUGUCCUGGUCUACAGAGAGUAUGGCAGUCUACUCCUGACAGUAGUAGACAUCCCCCAACUCUUUGAUUUCCCUGUCUCUAUCACUGUGGACAACCCCAAAAUCUACACUUUCGCUUUGUUUGGGAAAAAUGAUGCAAUGAGUUUGGAUGAAGCACCACUGGUUUAUACUAAAUUCAGUGACUCAGACGAGGAAACAGACAAAGGGAAAGGAGGAAAGCAAAACUCUCAAGCACCAGUUGUUGCCAUAUCCGUUGGAACUGUAGUUGUGUGUGUUCUAGUAUGUGGCGGCUCAGCAGUGUUACUCCUGGUGAAAGUCAGACACUAUUAUAGCCAAAGCAAGUCCCCGUCUGAUGCAGGUCUGCAGACCAAAAAUGUGGUGUACGAUGAGGUGGUUCUUCCCCCAACCACCACAACCUCUUCUGUCAUUCCAACUGAACCAAACACAGCCUAUGUCACCACUCAGACUACUACCAUACCCACUGACCAGAAUGUAGCUUAUGGUGUGCAUACAUCGUCAUAAUAUCUGUUAUCACCAUGUGGGUUUUUGUAUCCCUAUAUAGCAUCAUUAGACUUUUACAUGUAUGGAGAAGGAAGGAGAUUUA